This is a messenger RNA of Carassius gibelio (silver crucian carp), 1802 nucleotides long. RefSeq names its product PRA1 family protein 3. The record is from RefSeq and is a predicted model, not a curated record. Gene Ontology annotation, cellular component: membrane. Lineage: Eukaryota; Metazoa; Chordata; Actinopteri; Cypriniformes; Cyprinidae. The transcript is spliced from 3 exons. The coding region runs from base 73 to 645 and encodes 190 amino acids. Gene Ontology annotation, biological process: negative regulation of transport.
AGUGAUGAAGUGACGUGACAGGCUAUUGGCAUUUGAGGUGAGACGCUGCUGGGAUACGGUCAAUCUGAUCUAAUGGCUAAAGUGGAGAUCGCUCCUUUGAGAAACUGGGAUGAUUUCUGCCCAAGCUUAGAACGCUUCGCCAGACCAGACACGCGAGAUCUGGCGAAGUGGAACAACAGAGUGGUCAGCAACCUCCUGUACUAUCAAACAAACUAUCUGGUACUAGCAAUCAGUGUAUUCCUGGUUGUAGGGUGUUUGCACCCUGUGAGCAUGUUCACGGGUGCAGCAGUGGUGGCGUCUGUCUUCAUUGGCUCUGUAUGGGUAGGGGAGAACAAGGCGAUCAUCAAACAAUUCAAGAAGGAGAACCCUGCUUUGUUUGUAUUCUUGGGGAUAGUCGUGAGCUAUUUCCUCAUGUCGCUUUUUGGUGGAGUUAUGGUGUUCCUGCAUGGAAUCCUGCUGCCUCUUAUCUUGAUUUUUGCACAUGCAUCGCUUCGCCUACGGAACAUGAAAAACAAACUGGAGAAUAAGAUGGAGAGUGCUGGACUCAAGAAAUCACUCAUGGGAAUCAUACUUGAAGCACUGGGUCAACAAGAAGAGAACCUCAAUAAAAUUCAAGACUUUCUGGAGAGUAAACUCAAGGAGUGAACUUUCAACCGUGCCUUACUGAGCUUCGCUCCAAUACAUGAAGGAACAGCUUUCAGCUAGCACAAUUUGUGAAAUUCACUCUGUUUCUUCCAACAUCUUUCAUUAGCUAAACAAAAAAAAAAAAUUCUCAGUGUGUUUUUUCUAUAAUGGAAUGAAAACAAUAUUGAAUUGAAAAUAAGUCUUCAGGUCAAAUGUAAGAAUAUGCAACUCAAAACGUCUUCCUAAGAGUUUUUCUAUGACCUAUAGGGAAAGGUGUCAUAUGUGCAUAUUUAAGGUGUUAGUAUCCUUCUCUCCCAAAAUACAUUCAUUCAUAUAUUAAGAAAUCAAAUUAUAAUAUGACAGCAUGUUUUCAGGUUUAUGAUCUUCAAAUAUUCUGCAGUGUGAUAACUUUAACUCUAGAAAAAUCACUGUGGUUAACGGCAACUGGAAACUCCUGCGGUACUGAUAAUGAACUGUAUUACUGUGUAGCAGUGGUUUCCGACCCUGGUCAUGGAGGCACCCCAGCACCCUUUUUCUGACACACCGAUUUCAGAUCUUGGAGUCUCUACAAAUGAGCAGAUGACCUGAAUCAAGUGUGUGUUAGAUUAAGGAUACAUGCAAAACGUGCAGUGUUGGGGUGCCUCCAGGACCAGGGUUGGGAACCAUUGCUUUGUAGAAUUGUUUACUUCUGUUUGUCGUUGAUGUGAACUGUUCAUUGAACAUUGAUGUCUUUUAACACAUUGCUGAUGUAGCUGUGUUGCAAAAGCAAUAUGAGGGUUUUAGAUACUUACUUUUUUGCAUCAUGCCUAAGAUUAUCUCUUUGAUUAAUGCACAGACUUUCAUGUCUUAUUGCUUUCUUGUUACCUAUUAGGUUAAAUAAUUCAAAAGUUGAAUUUCCUGUGGUGCCAUUAACCUUAAUUUGCAAUGUGGAAAUAAGCUUUAUUCUAUUAAUGUGCUAUUUGCAUUAUAAACCAGUGUGUUUAUGAAUAUGAUAAAGUAAAAUAAUAACAAAUAGCAGUUUUUUUUGUAUCAAGUGGCACAGUGGGUAAAAUAACUGUAGGUGAAUGGCACCGGAAGCCUCACACGUUCAAGUUACAAAUGCAUUUAUGUAAAAAAUAAUAAGGUGGAUAUUGUUCAAUCUAUGCAAAGUGUGUUAAUAAAGUCAAAUUGUUGUGUUU